AUGCCCUGUGAAGACUUCUCCCAGCUCUGCCCCGCCUGCCUCGAGCGCGCCAGCAAGUGCAGCGAGCCCCUCGCGCGGGAGUACAUCCCCGUCAACUCACUGCGUCUCCCCCCCUCCACCACGCCCUAUACGUUCACCGCAGAAACGUCCGCCCAGUUCGACACCAAGAUCGGCGGCGAAGUCAUCGGCAAUGCCCUCUGCAAGAACCUCGAACCAUACCUAAAGACCCGCGACAAGAAAGUCCGCCGCUUCCACAUGUGGAUCCGCCAGACGACGCCGGCCGAACGGGGCCCGAACACGCGGCGGAGCCGCAAGGUCAUCAUCACCGUGCUGGUCGAUGUGGAUACCGCGAACCUAACCACCAUCCCGAAACUCCCAGAAUAUCUCAAGAUGGAUUUCCCGACGGAGUUCAAGGACGCGGCGCGCGGGUUCGAACUCGAGGUGGGCUCGUGGGAGAUGAAGGCGAUGACCCAGGCGGACCACGCGAGUGUCUUUCGGCUGACUUGGUUUAUGGCUUUGCAUUCGCCGCAGGAGCACGAGGAUUGUGCGCCGUAUAUGAUUUGGAGCAACUUCCCGCCUCUUGCCUAUGGCGAGACGAAACCUGCUGAUGUGAAGGAGGACCCGUGGUUUAUCUGGAGGGAGAAGCAUCCCACCACAAAGACGGGGAUCCCGGCGGGAGCAGUGGGAAGUCAUUGA
Messenger RNA from Aspergillus calidoustus, 696 nucleotides. Lineage: Eukaryota; Fungi; Ascomycota; Eurotiomycetes; Eurotiales; Aspergillaceae. The record is from the annotation of a GenBank genome assembly.